Sipha flava (yellow sugarcane aphid) is the source of this 1774-nucleotide messenger RNA. RefSeq names its product serine palmitoyltransferase 2 (gene lace). Gene Ontology annotation, cellular component: serine palmitoyltransferase complex. The coding region runs from base 63 to 1622 and encodes 519 amino acids. Gene Ontology annotation, biological process: ceramide biosynthetic process; sphingosine biosynthetic process. The transcript is spliced from 9 exons. The record is from RefSeq and is a predicted model, not a curated record. Lineage: Eukaryota; Metazoa; Arthropoda; Insecta; Hemiptera; Aphididae. Gene Ontology annotation, molecular function: pyridoxal phosphate binding; serine C-palmitoyltransferase activity.
CAAUCAAAAUCCAAUUAACUGCACUGCUCCAAAUAAUUCCAAAAAUAAUUUUACUAUAAAAUAUGGCAUCUAUUGUAAAUAAAUGCUAUUCAAAUCAUUCUAAAUUAAAUGGAUACUUAAAAAAGAAACCAAUUCAUAAAGAUUUCUACAUAGAAGAAUCUUACGAAAAAAUGCCAUUUAGUACAUCAAUAAUGGCAACUUUGGGAUUUUAUUUUUUGAUAUUUAUUGGACUGAUAAAUCAUUUAAUUUUUACUCCAAAAGUAGCUACUGAGAAAAAACGAAAGGGAUAUCCUCCAUUGUAUGAUACAUUUGAUAACAUAUUUUUAAGAUAUGUAUUUCGUCGAGUAAAAGAUUGCUUUAAUUCAGUAGUUAGUAGUGUACCAAGCGCAAAAAUUGAAAUCCGCACUAGAAUAACAGAAGAUAAUAACUGGUCAUUCAAGCUUCUGGACACAAAAUCUACCUUUUUAAACUUAGGUUCAUAUAAUUAUUUAGGUUUUGCUCAAAGUGAUGGUCCAAUUGCUGAUGAUACUAUAAAUAUAAUAAAAAAAUAUGGUUGGGCAAUUGGGAGUCCACGUCAAGAACUAGGCACCAACCAUCUUCACUUUGAACUUGAAAAACUAACUGCUGAAUUUUUAGGUGUUGAUGAUGCUAUAGUAUUUGGUAUGGGAUUUGCUACGAAUGCUCUCAAUUUACCUGCCAUCAUAAAUUCUAAUUGCUUAGUGCUUAGUGAUGAAUAUAAUCAUUCAUCUGUUAUCUCGGGGAUAAAACUAUCAGGAGCUACAUCUUUAGUUUAUAAACAUAAUGAUAUUUUAGAUUUAGAAGAACUUGUACGACAAAAUAUUGUUUCUGGCCAUCCAAAAACAAAAAAACCUUGGGAAAAAAUAUUUAUUAUAACCGAAGGCAUUUUUAGUAUGGAAGGGUCAAUUGUAAAUCUUCCAGAUAUAAUUGCUAUUAAAAAAAAAUACAAAGUAUAUUUAUACAUUGAUGAGGCUCAUAGUAUAGGUGCGUUAGGAUCAAAUGGACGUGGUGUACUAGACUAUUAUAACUGUUGCCCAAAAGAUGUCGAUUUAUUAAUGGGCACUUUUACUAAAUCUUUUGGUUCAGGUGGAGGGUAUAUAGCUGGCAGUAAAGAUUUAAUUGAUUAUUUAAAAGCAAAUAGUUAUGCUUCCUGUUAUGCUUCUACAAUGGCACCAUCUGUGACCCAAACAGUCAUAACAUCGAUGUCCAUGAUAAUGGGUAAAAAAUAUGGUGGAGAAGGAAGAAAACGAAUUAAUCAACUUGCGAGUAAUGUGAAAUACUUCAGACAAAAACUUAAGGCUUUAGGUUGUAUAGUAUAUGGUAAUAAAGAUUCCCCAGUAAUUCCUAUGUUGGUAUAUUCCAUAGCCAAAGUCGGGUCUACAGUUCGAGAGUUCUAUAAAUUUAAUAUCGCUACUGUAGGAGUUGGGUUCCCCGCUACUCCAUUGAUUGAAAGUAGAAUUCGUUUUUGUAUGUCAGCUGCUUUGACUAAAGAACAACUUGAUGAAGUACUUGAAGCUACAGAAAAAAUUGUGAAUAAAUUUGGUUUGCGUUAUUCAAAAAAACCUAUUUCAAAUGAAGAAAUAGUUUAUGAAACACCAUACUAGCUGUAUGUCUUAAUAAAAUUAGAGCUAUUUACAUUAGCCUAUACUUAUUUUUUACUGUGAAAAAGAUACUGGUUUCACAAACCUAACCAUGAAGAUAUUUUUUUGUAAAUAUUCAUUAUUUACAUAUUAAUAAAGACUUAUAAUAAAUGUUA